Messenger RNA from Hydra vulgaris (swiftwater hydra), 3737 nucleotides. RefSeq names its product nephrocystin-3. Gene Ontology annotation, cellular component: cytoplasm. Lineage: Eukaryota; Metazoa; Cnidaria; Hydrozoa; Anthoathecata; Hydridae. Gene Ontology annotation, molecular function: protein binding. The record is from RefSeq and is a predicted model, not a curated record.
CAUGGAUCCAAAAAUAAAGUCUAUUCUUAUUGACAAUAUGUCAUCUGAAUGGAAAAAAUUUGCACAUGGUACCGGAAUAAAUCCAGUUAUUAUAGAUUAUGUGGAUCUGGAUGAAGGGACAAGUGAAGAAAAAAUGGAAACUUUUCUUUCUGAGCUAAUUAAACGAUAUUCUAGUAACUUUUUUCCAAUGGUAGAGAAAUCUUUAAAAGAGUUAGGAAGCAUACGUGUUUUAAAGGAAAUUCAAACGUUUUAUGAAAUCGCUCGAUUGAAACUCCAUUAUGUUUCAAUUUAUGAUGCUACUAUGCAACAAACUAAUCAGGACAUACAAACACACAACUCUGUUAAUCUUUUUACAAGUCAUUUUAACUUGGCUGAAAUGGAUGAUAGUUAUUGUGAGAUUGAUAAUGAGUGGGAGGAUUUUGUUAAAAAACAAAACAGUUAUAAAAAAGUGACAUUUAAUGAUGUAUUCUCACAAGCGCAUCCAUUACUUUUAGUUUCUGGCAUUGCUGGAAUUGGGAAGACAUAUUUUCUCAAGAAAUGUCUUCUCCUUUGGGCAAAUGGAAUUAUUUGGAAAGAUAUAGAUUUUGUUUUUUAUUUUGAUUUUAACAAAAUAAAUGAAUUGCAAAACAUUUCAAGCAUAAAUGAACUUAUACAGAGAUUUUAUGGAAACAUUCUGAAGGGACCUGAAAUUUCUUCAAAAUGGGCAAUUACAAUAGUUAUGGAUGGAUUAGAUCAAUUCGCUCAUUUAAAGAAGUUAAUACAUCAUAAGUUAAAUGAGCCAAGUGAUAUUCCUUUGUUGGUCACAUUAAAGCAUGUGCUUAGUUCAAGACAAAUGAAAUGUGUUCUUGCAGGAAGAGUUAAAGCUAUGGCAUUAUAUCGGAGUGUGUAUAAUGAUAAAGAUGACAUUACAAAUAUCCAAGUCAUGGGUUACAGUAACAUAGGAAUGAAGUUUUACACUGAAAAUAAUUUGACUAGUACCAAUUUAAUAAAUGAUUUAAAUGAAGUUUUCGCAUCAUCUUUUGAAGCAAAAGCAUUGUUUUCAGUUCCUCUUUACUUAAAAGCAGUAUGCAAAACACUCUUGAACCUUGUUAUUGUCUCCGUGACAACUCUUACUGAGAUACUAACACUAAUUUUUUAUUAUUUUUUACAAAUGAAAAACAAAUCAAAACCGCUGUAUAAAUUAAUGCACACUAAUUAUCUAUUAAUGUUAGAAACAUGCAGAACUGCAUUCAAUUUGUUAGAAAACUGUAAUGUUUCUAUUUCCUUCGAAGAAAAAACACAUAAUCUUGAUUUAAUGAAAAUAAAUUUACUUGAAAUGUUAAAUAUUAUUCAACGAUACGAGUUUAGUCAUUUUAUUUUAUUGAAAUAUUGUGCUUCUGUUCAUAUAUAUUUAUGUGAAAGUCCUCAAAUAGUUUUAAACAACGAAAGGUUGCAUACUUGUUUACCUAUUGUUACUGGACUAGAAUUUGGCAAAGAUAAAAGUUUUUUAAGCUUAAUUAGCAACUUAAAAAUGCCUGUUUAUAAAAAGAAACUUUGGCUUCAAGAAGUUUUAGAGUACGGUGAUAGAAAAUUAUUUAUCCAAUGCCUUUAUGAAUCGAAAACAUCUUUCAAUAAUGAUUUAAAAGUAUCAAUAGAUGUGUUGAAUAAAUGGAGUCAAAGCAAUCACGAUGGAAGUGCCGAAGUGAUUGCAGAGAAAUAUUUUAUAAAGAAAAUCACAGAAUUUAGAAAAUAUCUUUAUAGUGAAAAGUUGGAAUACAAUGACUUGAAAAUGCGUGUUGAGAAAACAAUGUCAGAAGCAAUGGGUUCAUAUGAAAGAAAACAAUUUGAUAAUGCAAAAUUAAUACUAACAGAAGUAGAAAACAUGCAAAAAGAAAUUUUAGGAGAGAAACAUGUUGAUACAUUAACUACUAAAUACUGGAUUGCUAUGUGUUUAUAUUAUAAAAAACAUUUUGAUGAAGCAGAAAAAAUAUUUAGAGAAGUAAAUAUUAUGCAAAAGGAGGUUUUAGGAGAUGACCAUGAGAAUACAUUAAAAACAAAACAUGGUAUUGCAAAAUGUUUAUACGAUAAAAAAGAAUUCAAUGGCGCUGAACAAUUAUACAUAGAAGUAGAAAACAUGCAAAAAGCUGUUUUAGGAGAGAAACAUAUUGAUACACUAAGUACUAAAUACUGGGUUGCGAGAUGUUUGUAUAACAAAAAUCAAUUUAAUGAAGCUGAAAAUUUACUGAGAGAGUUAGAAACGAUAAGAAAAGAAGUUUUAGGAGAUGAACAUGCGGAUACACUAAAUUCUAAAUACUGGAUUGCCAGAUGUUUACAUGAUAAAAAGCAGUUUGAUGAAACGGAAAGGUUAUUAAAAGAAAUAGAAACCAUUCAAAAUAAAGUUUUAGGUGAGAAUCAUUUAGAUACAAUAAACACUAAAUACUGGAUUGCAAGAUGCUUAUAUAAUAAAAAGCUGUUAGAUGACGCUGAAAAAUUAUUUACAGAAGUAGAAAAAUUACAAAAAGAAGUUUUAGAAGAAAACCACGAGGAUCAACUAAGUACAAAAUACUGGAUUGCAAGAUGCUUAUAUGAAAAAAAGCAGUUUGAUGAUGCAGAAAAUUUAUUAAGAGAUGUGUGUAAUAUGCGAAUGAAACAUUUAGGAGAUAAACAUGUUGAUACUCUAAAUUCAAAAUACUGGAUUGGAAGAUGUUUGUAUAAUAAGAAAAAAUUUCAUGAUGCUGAAAACUUAUUAAUAGAAGUAGAAAAAUUUCAAAAAAUUGUUUUGUGUUCAAAACAUGAAGAAACAAUGGACACAAAGUUCUGGAUAGCAAGAUGCUACUUUGAAAAUAAUCAAUUCGACAUUGCAGAAAUAUUAUUAAGAGAAGUAGAAAACACACUAAAGGAAGUUUUUGAAAAUAAAAAUGAGGAAAUAUUAAAUAUUGAACACUGGAUUGCGUUGUGCUUAUAUUGCACAAAACAAUUCGAUAACGCAGAAAAACUAUUUACUGAUGUUGAAAAUAUGCGAAAAGAAAGUUUAGGUGAAAAACACGUGGAUACAUUAAAAUCGAAAUUUUGGAUUGCAAGAUGCUUUUAUGACAAAAAACAAUUCAAUGAUGCUGAAAAAAUAUUUCAAGAAGUUAAAAAUAUGCAAGAAGAAAUUUUAGGAAUAAAAGAUGCGGAAACAUUAAUUGAUAAAUAUUGGAUUGCGAGAUGCUUAUUUGAUAAAAAGCAAAUCAAUAAUGCAGAAAUUUUAUUCAAAGAAACUGAAAAUUUACAAAAAGAAGUUUUGGGUGAUGAACAUGCGGAUACAGUAAACUCUAAAUAUUGGAUUGCAAGAUGUUUGUAUGAAGAAAAACAAUUUGAUGCUGCAGAAAUAUUACUUAAAGAAGUAGAAACAGUACAGAAUAAGGUUUUAGGAAUGAAACAUGUAAACUCAUUAACUACUAAAUAUUGGAUUGCCAGAUCAAUAUAUAAUAAAAAACAAUUCGAGGAAGCAGAAAAAUUAUUCAGUGAUUUAGAAAAUAUGCAAAAUGAAACUUUAGGAGUCAAACAUGUAGACACACUUAAUACUAAAUAUUGGAUUGCGAGAUGUUUGUAUGAUAGAUCACAAUUUGAUGACGCAGAAAAGUUGUUAAAAGAAGUAGAAAUUAUGCAAGAAGAAUUUUUAGGAAAAGAGAACGCGAACACACUUUAUACUAAAUAUUGGAUUGCCAAGUGCAUUGAUGAAAAAAGAUUCAAAUGAUGAGAAGAAUUUUUUUUUU